AGCAUUAUAUGGAAAAAAAAAAAGCUUUUCACAGUCUGAGUGAUAGUAGGUCCAAUCAUGAAAUUUUCCCCUCAAAUUACUACCUCUGGAGAAUUUCCAUAAAUUUUCAGGAAAGUCAGGGAAGUGGAAAUUGGUCAGGAAAUUUACUUGAAGUCCUGGAAAAUGUAUGGAAAUUCCCAGUGGUAUUAAUUGGAGAGGAAAGUUUCAUGCUCCAGUCCGCCAUCAUCCAAACUGUAAUUUUUUUUUCAGGUGGUGGUGUUAAGUACCUAAUCAUACACACUAUAAAUAAAAUGGUGUGUAAAAAGUUCUGUUUAAAUUUUUAUUUCUGUUAUAUAAUACUAGGCCAGCUAUGGUAGAGGCAGAAUUUGCAUUUUUGUUAUUUGUUUCGGUAAAUCGCAAAAAAAGGUCGGUUAUUAAACAAAAAAACAGUAAAGGAAAUUUGUAAUUUUGGUCAGGGGAGUCAAGGAUAUUAUAUGACAGAGAUGUGUGGACACCUUGAUAUUGGCCUGAAACAAGCUUUAAGAUCAAGAGAGAUAAGGAAAGUGAAAUUCCACACGGUAGAGCUGUCUGACCAACGUGAGGCAGAGGCAUAUGUAAGGGAAAUGUGUCCCCCCCUCCAUCCCCUGCAAGGAACUCCCAAGGCGACCUCACAAUAACGCAAUGGUCUGCGUUCAGCCGAGCCAUCACAAGAGUUAGCUAUGAUGAAUUGUGGCGUUCUGAGCAUGAACAAGUGAGUAAAUGGUGGAACUAGCUACCAAGGCAUGUGGCUAGAACGAUUAAUCAGCACAUACUGCAGGGGUCUUACAGUUAUAUGCUCCUGACUUCAGGGUGUUCUUUUAUAACUUCUAUGAACCUCCUACUUUACACAUCGUGGACUUGUCUAUAUACACUUAGUUGCAAAGUGAAGAAGACAACUGUGGCAUUUAUUAAUUAUUUUGAUCAUUAUUCAGAGUGAAUCAGAAUUUUCAACAAACUCUGGCUGCAGCAAUAAGCAGUCAUGAGUGAUUCCGAAGAUUAUGUGCCAUCGGAUUCAGAGGAUGAGUACUCUGAAAAUGAGAAGAUUCUGUUGGACCAAGCACGGAAAAGUGGAACGAAAGAUGACGAAAGCGAGGAGGAGGUGUAUGGUCUGCACUCCUCUGAGGACGGGAGCGACCCGGACGACGAUCAGGUGAACAUUGAGAGUGACCUGGACGGGGAAGGGGGCGACGGCCUGCCGGACGUCCGAGCCUGGGGCCGAGACAAGGGCGCCUACUACCACACCGACUACGUGGACCAGGAUUACGGAGGUUUCGACGGCAAGGAUGCUGUGGCAGCGGAGUACGAGGAGCAGGAGGCUCGUGCUAUCCAGAAGAGGUUGGCGGAGCAGCUGGACGAUGAGGACUUCUCGCUCGACGUCUUCGUCAAGAAGCCCGAGUCAAAAGAACCAGAGAAGGAAGAAGAAAUCAUCCAAACAGAUCCAACCAAACUGACCAAGAGACAAAAACUGGAAUUGUUGCAGAAAGAAUCGCCGGAGUUCUUUGGUCUUACUGAAGACUUCAAAGAGAAAAUGACUGAAGUUGACUGUCGACUUUCUCCAGUUUUGGGAUUCUUCAAAGAUGAUCAAUUUAAAACACUGCCAGCUGUUAAGUAUGUGAGGACCAAAUACCAUAUCAUCCUCAACUACUGCUCGAACAUCGCGUUCUACCUGCUGCUGAAGGCCCGCCGGGUGCCCGUGCAGUUCCACCCGGUGCUGCGCAGACUGUACCAGUACAGGCAGCUCCUCAAGCAACUGGAGCCCGUCGACAAGGAGGUGAUGGACUCUCAGAUCGACACUGUGUUGGCUGAGAUCCGGGAGGGGAGGGACCCAGCACUCGUGGCGGCGGCCAGCGAAGGACCCAAGAAAAGUUCAAAGAAGCUGUUGAAAUUAUUGGCAAAAAGAAACAAAGGAAAUACUGAGGAGGACAAAGAGUUGCAGCAGCCUCCAAGUAAGAAGAUGAAGGCCAAAGUGAAGGACGUCAGUGUGAAAACUUUGAUUGAUGAAGACCAAGAGGAAGAUGCAUAUGGUGAAGAAAAUGAAGCCGAGGCAGAUGACACCGGCGCUGCGGACGAUGCUGGCGAAGAGGAGGGGAAGCGAGCCAUCACCUACCAGAUGGCGAAGAACAGAGGGCUCACUCCGUACCGCAAGAAGGAGCUACGCAACCCUCGCGUCAAGCACAGGAUCAAGUACCGCAAGGCCAAGAUCCGCAGGAAGGGACAGGUCCGAGAGCCACGGCAUGAGCUUCAACGCUAUGGCGGUGAAAUAUCGGGGAUUAAAGCCAGCGUCACCAGGAGUAUUAAAAUCAAGUAGUUACAAGGCUUGUAACUAUCAAGUAAAAUUUUUUGUCUGAUGACUA
Bacillus rossius redtenbacheri is the source of this 2372-nucleotide messenger RNA. RefSeq names its product something about silencing protein 10 (gene Sas10). The coding region runs from base 998 to 2326 and encodes 442 amino acids. NCBI's taxonomy places the organism in Eukaryota, Metazoa, Arthropoda, Insecta, Phasmatodea, Bacillidae. The record is from RefSeq and is a predicted model, not a curated record. Gene Ontology annotation, cellular component: nucleolus; small-subunit processome. The transcript is spliced from 10 exons. Gene Ontology annotation, biological process: maturation of SSU-rRNA from tricistronic rRNA transcript (SSU-rRNA, 5.8S rRNA, LSU-rRNA).